Molecule: messenger RNA, 795 nt
Organism: Lachancea lanzarotensis
Lineage: Eukaryota; Fungi; Ascomycota; Saccharomycetes; Saccharomycetales; Saccharomycetaceae
Gene: ZPS1
Product: LALA0S10e00210g1_1
Exons: 1
Coding region: 1-795 (264 amino acids)
Cellular component (GO): fungal-type cell wall; extracellular region; cell surface
Molecular function (GO): zinc ion binding; metallopeptidase activity; integrin binding
Source: RefSeq, a predicted model, not a curated record
AUGGACGAGAAACACAGUAGGACUUUAAAACGCAGUGGUUUGUUCUUCGGAACGACCUUCAUUUGCAUCGGCGCUUUAGUCGCUGCGUUGGUUUUGGCAGUUGUGGCCCAAAGAGAAGCUGUCGCUCCAAAAACUGGACCUAAAACUUACUCAACAGUUGCCACUGGCCGUUAUGCUGACGCUGAGUUCCCAAGAAUACAAUCUAGCUGUAACAGCACUGAAGUAGAGUUCCUAUCGAAGGCUUUCGAUGAAACGAUCGAAGCAACUAGCUACGCAAUGAGCGUGCUAACUUCCAACGACAGCGUUGUAGAGUCAGAGGUAUACAAGCGUUGGUUCGGAGACGGAAAGCUAUACGAGGUAAUGGGCGUUGUGGAAGGUAUCGCCAAUGUGUCAAAGACGUCUUUGCUUCUACGUUGCGACGAUGCUGAUGGUCUUUGCAAAAAAUAUCAAAACUACUACGCAGGGCACCAUCGUGAAGACCACCCAUACGAGACAGUGAUUUGUGACUACUUUUACGAAGCUCGUGUGCCACUCAGCGCUAUGUGCACCAAAGGUAACCUUACGCAGUACGGACCAAAGAAAUAUUACGGAAUUGAUAUGCUGCAUCGUUAUUUCCACGUUCCAUCGAUUACCCAGAACGAGUUCAUUUCUGAGUUCACUGAGGAACUUAAUGAGACUUUAGCAUUGGCUAAGGACAACUCCUCCUUUGCCGUCAGAAACGUUGACAACUACCUCUAUUUUUUGGCUGACUUGUGGGGCAACAAAGUCAAGAAAGGCGGAUGCUUCGACAACUGA